Messenger RNA from Gallus gallus (chicken), 3531 nucleotides. RefSeq names its product PHD finger protein 7-like. The coding region runs from base 1359 to 3320 and encodes 653 amino acids. The transcript has 8 exons. NCBI's taxonomy places the organism in Eukaryota, Metazoa, Chordata, Aves, Galliformes, Phasianidae. Gene Ontology annotation, cellular component: nucleus. The record is from RefSeq and is a predicted model, not a curated record.
UGUCCAGCUUCUCGGCUACCAGGACCCUCAAGUCCUUCUCCACAGGGCUGCUCUCAAGGGGUUCUUUGCCCAGUCCGUAUAAACACCUGGGAUUACCCUGGCCCAAGAGCAACACCCUGCACUUGUCCUUGUUGAACCUCACUAGAUUCACACGGGCCCACUUCUCCAGCCUGUCCAGGUCCCUCUGGAUGGCUUCCCUUCCCUCCAACGUAUCGACUGCACCGCUCAGCUUGCUGUCACCCACAGAUUUGCUGAGGGUGCACUCGAUGCCAUCGAGUUUAUUUAUUAUGCGCCGUUUAUUUAAAAAAAAAUGUAUUAAAGAGUGAAUUACUAUAGUAACUGUAUUUUUAUUUAAGAGACUGUUGGCUAUCUUGCUCCACUGUGCAGAUACAGAAGCAGUGCCAAACAGUGAUACAGCUGUUGCAGUAAAAUGAAAGGUCACUCUGCAGGUGAUCUCCAGACAUACCUUCAAAACUGAGCCACUCUGUAUAUCCGAUGAAUAUAUUCUUAGUUUAUAAUAAUGCCUUUCUUGUGGCAAUAUUAAUGCUUGGUAGGAAACUAACCACAUACACCGUCAAACCUUACACAGCCAAACUCUUUCAGUCAGUUUCCUAUCACUCAUCUCUGUAUCAAUGCUGUAUCCUUCUGUUUGUUAUUUUCAUUUGUUUACUAGCAGACAAAAUGUGUUUGAUUGUUAUGAAUUACUGAAUUUAAAAUGAGAUGAAAAGAGUGUCCAAUGUGAAUAAAAUAGAAAAAAUAGCAUAGCUCCAUAAAUAUCGAAGAUCUAAAAAUAGAAAUAAAAAAUUUUAUCUCGGUAAGAAAUCAAUAAAAAGAAAAUAAAAAAAAAAUAUGAUAGCACCAGACGAUGUAAAGCAAUUCAAGGAAAUUCUAAGAUCGUUACAUCACAGAGUAAUAGAAUAUUGUUGCCGGCAGGUCGAAGGAGGCAAACCUUCCUGCCCGCUCCAUGGCCAGCAGCAGGCACCUCACUGCACUGCCUGCAACAGCCGCCAUCUUGCUUGGGUGCCGAGGGCCCACGCCCUCACCCCUCUGUGUGGUAGUGACUACCUCACAGAGCGUGUCGCAAAGCGGCCAUUGUGACAUAAGCAGCCAGGAGCAGGUUAGGCCAGGCCAAGCUCAGACCGUGGGUCAGUGCGACCUGGUGAGGUGAGGAGAGAGGGCAGGGAGCCAGGGGCUGCCUGGGGCUGCUCAGUGAGGAGGGGUCCCCACGCCCUGGGGGCCUGAGCUGCUAACUCAACUCUCGUCCUGCUUCUCCCUCAGAGUCGGCAGAGGAGAGUGUGCAGGAGAAAGCCCAGCGCUGACUGGGCAGGGACUCCAAGCGCUCAGCGUCGACGUGUACCAUGUCCAAAAGGAAGGAGAAGACCUCCCACUCGGAGGAGCAAGUAUGCAUGCUGUGUCGCCGAGCAGACGUUCACCCGGACAUCUGCGGGCCCACCCUCAGCGAGAGCGGGCUUUGCGUCCACAAGUUUUGCUUGUUUUUUGCCAACGGCCUGUAUGAACACACUGCCCUCCAGAGGGCAGUUCUCAAGUUCCCCCUUGAUGCCAUCAGAUGCACAAUCGAGGAGGCAGAGCAGAAGCACUGCUUCGUUUGUGGAGAGAAGGGGGCCUCCAUCUGCUGCGCAGAGACAGGCUGUGAGCGUAGCUUUCAUCUGCCCUGUGCCACGGAUGGCGAAUGCGUCACGCACUUCUUUGGGAGGCACAGGUCCUUCUGCUGUGAGCACCGCCCUCAGCAGAUAGUGGAGGCAGAUCCAGAGCCUGACACAGCCUGCAUCAUCUGCCUGGAGCCCGUGGGGGACAAAAAGUCCUACCACACCAUGGUGUGCCCAGUGUGCAUACAGGCCUGGUUCCACCGGAGCUGCAUCCAGGGACAGGCCAUGAGCGCUGGCAUUCUGCGCUUCCAAUGUCCCGUCUGCAGAGAUAGGAUGCAGUUCCGGACGCAAAUGCACAUCCUCGGGAUCCAAAUCCCAGCCAGAAGACCAACAUGGGAGGACAAGGAGUCCUAUGAAAAGCUGUACGAGAUGCACGGGCUCUGUGAUGUCAGCGAGUGCCUGUACACAGAAGGCAGGGAGCAAGCAGAGGAAGAGGGGCCCUGGGAGCUGCUCGUUUGCACCUCUUGUGCUGUGCAAGGCACCCACCGGCACUGCUCCUCCUUGAGCGAGAGCAUAACAAGCUGGGAGUGUGACAUCUGUGCUGGCGUGGGCACAGGUAAGAGGCAAACAGCCGUGUACUGCUGGCUUGGGGCCAGGCAAGGCCUGGCAGCGGGUCCUCAGAGCGGCUUUGCCAGAGUUCCUCUGCCCCUGGACGGAUGGGAACCUCGCCCACCAUGGGGCUGCCGGGUCAUCCGGCUGACCUUCCUGCCUCUCCUUACAGCCUCCAGUGACGAGCCGCAGCUUGCUGGUCCCAGCACUGCCAGCCAGGAGGCAGAGGGGCCAUCUCCUAGCUCCCCAGAACCUGGCAACCACAGAUCCGACUCCACCAGCAAGGCAGCAUCGGAGUCACCCUGUGGUUCUCAGCUGCCUAAGCGCAGCAGCCUGUCCAGCCAGCCCAGGACAGGACAGAGCAAGAGCCGCGGACAUACAUCUAAGCAGCACCAAGGACACCAAGGGAGCAGCCCUACACCAGCUCCAGGUGCUGAGAGCAGCCCCCGCGGAUCCACCAGCAAGCGGGAAGUGGGGUCCUCCAGAAAUUGCCCAGCGGCUGAACGCAGAAGGCAAUCUGGGCAGCAGGGCACAGGCCGGACAAGAAGCCGCUCUCCGCUGAAGGAUCGUGCCUCCAAUUCCCCGAGCCAGCUCAGAAGAAAUCCUGGCAGCAGACGUAGUGCAGCCUCAGCUACUGUGAGCGGCAGACGUACUGCGGCCUCAGCUACUGUCAGCGGCAGACGUACUCCAGCCCCAGGUGCUGAGAGCAGCACGCACACCUCUGGCAGCCGGAGGGCAUCCAGGAAUUCCCCAGGGGCUGGAAGCAUAAGAUGCCACAAAGAGCAAGGCACAAGCCGGAGACAGAGCCAAUCCUCCCUCCAAGGUCCGGCAUCAAAUUCCUCGAGCCAGCCCCGAGGACGCCGUGGCAGCAGGCUUAGUGCUGAGAGCGGCUCCCAGAGCUCUGGCAGACAGGUGACAUCCAGGUCCUCCAGGGAUUCCGCGCUGCCUGAACACAGAAGGCAUUCCCAGAACCAGGAACGAAGCCGUUCCCCGCGGGAUCGUCGGGCUUCCAAUUCCCCAAGACAGUCUGGAGGAAGCCAGAGCCGCAGUCCCAGGCAGCGGCGGCCAUCUCAGGCACGACGCCACUCCCAGAACCAGCCCUGAAGACACCGCAGGAGCAGCCAUGUACCACAGCCACGUGACGGCUCCUGUCCCCAGCAGCCAACCCAAUAGACUUGUCACGGACUUCUCUCUAGAUCCGCGUCCGUGACAGGGGGCAGCAGGCCUGGGAAAAAAGACAAAAAAUACAGAGAGACAGAGGGAAGAAAGAAAAGUGUUAACGGAUUACGGGCCGGUCCGGCGCAGCCCCGUGACU